Striga asiatica is the source of this 838-nucleotide messenger RNA. The record is from the annotation of a GenBank genome assembly. NCBI's taxonomy places the organism in Eukaryota, Viridiplantae, Streptophyta, Magnoliopsida, Lamiales, Orobanchaceae.
GUCACUUUUUUUUCUUCUUCUCCACAGUCAGAUCCCCAAUUCUCCUCUUCCCAAAUUCUUCUUUUUCCUUCCUCAAAUUCUCGAAUUCCCUUCCUCUUCUCCACGCCCUCGCUCAGAGCUCCCGACAACCGUCGUCGGCGGCCAGAGGUGGCGGCCUGAACAGGAAAAAAUUGGAGGGGAGCAGAACCCGGCGGCGGCUCGGCGAAUCGGCGACGUGCGGCAGCCGCUAGGCUCGGAUUGCGCGUGGUGCAGUGACAGAUUGACUUCACGAGAACCGUUGGGCUUUGGCGGCGAUUCAAAGGUACGACUCAGCGGGUGGUCGAACCUUGUCGUGGCUGGCCGUCGGGAAAAUCAAACAGAUCCGAUGGAAUGAAGAAGCAAGCAAAUGGAGAAGAAAUGGAGAACAAAUAUAUAUGUAUAUAGCCUGUACACACACUCCAUGAAUUCGCAGCAAAAUUUGGAGCCCAUUUUCUCAAAGCAUUUAAUCGAUAGCAAGGACAAUGAAAGGUUCACCUCAUCCUUUCCCCACCGAGCCUUAGACUUCCCCGCCCUCGUUGGCGGCGCCGGAGCCGGAGGCAGGCCGGGCCACGCAGACGACGCCGGCGGUGCUGAAGGGGAAGGCGCAGCAGGCUUCAACAACGGCCAUAGAUGGCCGUCGGAAGCCGCCAAGCGCCAAAACGACUGCGCGCAGCUGCAUAGGGCUCCGAUGGUAGUGCCUAGUGCAGAUCAGCUCCCACAGCCGGUCGUCUUGCGCCGUCCUCCGCCAUUGCCGGCUGACGCAUGCUGCCUUGGCCAGAGUCCGGCCGUCGUCGACGUGCCGCAGAACCUCGUAGAGUAG